This is a messenger RNA of Parathielavia appendiculata, 3340 nucleotides long. RefSeq names its product Utp21-domain-containing protein. Gene Ontology annotation, biological process: rRNA processing. The record is from RefSeq and is a predicted model, not a curated record. Gene Ontology annotation, cellular component: Pwp2p-containing subcomplex of 90S preribosome; small-subunit processome. The coding region runs from base 71 to 3214 and encodes 1047 amino acids. Gene Ontology annotation, molecular function: protein binding. The transcript has 3 exons. Lineage: Eukaryota; Fungi; Ascomycota; Sordariomycetes; Sordariales; Chaetomiaceae.
UUCCAAACUGCCAGCAUCAAGACAGAAUGCCAUUCAUUGGUAGUGGUGAUCAGCUGCCACGCCCAGAACAAUGCCUCAUUCAGAGCCUGACUGGCCAUCAACAAAACGCCAAAAGAUCGAUGCCGUCGUCAAGGCCUCGUCGGCACCGAAACAAGGCUCGGCCAUUUUUGCGCCGUUCCGAGCCAUCGGCCUAGUUUCUCCCACCGGCGUCCCGUUCACUUCAAUUCCCCUCGGCAAAACCACCUUCCAGAUCACCACCUCGGUCGGCCGCGCCCUGCAAACCUUCGACCUCAGGCGCGGCCUCAACCUCGUCUUCGUCACCCGCCCGCAGACACCCGCCGACAUCACCGCCACUUAUGCUUGGAAGGAGAGGGUCUUCGCUGCCUGGGGCGACCCGCGUAAUGGCGAGCCCCAGGGCCUGUGGGCCUUCCAGCGCGGCAAGAAGGCGGCCGAGCUGCAGCUACCAGCCGACUUGGACCAGCCCAUCAAGCAGAUUCUGAUCUUUGGCUCGUGGAUCGUCGCAUGCGCCUUGACAAGGAUAGAGGUGUGGAAGUCGGCGACCCUGGAACACUACACCAGCAUAUUCACCGCCGCCGCGAGGAAAGGAGACAAUGAGAUCACCGGGGGCGUCUGCAACAUGCCCACCUUCCUCAAUAAGAUCUUCGUCGGCAGGAGAGACGGCUGGGUGGAAAUUUGGAAUGUCAGCACGGCCAAGUUGAUCUACACCAUCUUGCCGCCAGCCCCCGAUUGUGGCGCUGUUACUUGUCUUCAGCCCUCGCCGGCGCUGUCGCUGCUGGCCAUUGCCUACUCCGAGGGGCCAUUAGUCAUACAAAACGUGCUCACCGACAAGCUCAUCCUCCGGCUGAACGCCGGCAAUGACGAUGCUCCCGUUACGUGCAUCUCGUUCCGCAGCGAUGGUCAGGGAGCGGGCGAAGACGGAAGAAAUGACGGCGUCAUGGCGACAGCCACCAGUGCCAGCGGAGAUGUCACACUCUGGGACCUCAACAAGGGCGGCAGGAUCAUGGGUGUGCUUCGAAGCGCACACAAUCCCCCGUCACACAACAAGGAAGUUCGUGGAGGUGUUACCAAGGUUGAGUUCCUGCCUGGCCAGCCCGUCAUUGUCACCAGCGGCCUCGACAACUCGCUUAAGUCGUGGAUCUUUGACGAGUCUCCUUUCUCGCCGGUGCCGCGCAUCCUGCACAUGCGCAGCGGCCAUGCAGCCCCAGUACGCUGUCUGCAAUUUCUGCCUUCCGAUUUCGACGGCGCCGAGGGUGGCAAUAAAUGGCUGCUCAGUGGCGGCCGCGACCGGAGUCUGUGGGGAUGGAGCUUGCGUCGCGAUGGACAGAGCUCCGAGCUGAGCCAGGGCGCAAUCCGCAAGAAGGCCCGAAAGAUUGGUAUUCUGGCUGGCGGCUCGCUCUCGCACGGGCCGACCACCACUCUGGACGACCUCAAGGCGCCGGAAAUCACCUGCAUUGCCUCUUCCUUGAACCGCGACGGCGGCAUGGGUGCCAUGCCAGGGAAGCAGAUGAUCUGGGAUAAAGGCGACGACAGAAACAAGCUGACGAGUGCGGAAAUUAGCAGCAUGACUGGCUGGGAGAGCGUUGUCACGGCCCACAAAGACGACCCAUGGGCUCGCACGUGGUUCUGGGGCAGGAAACGAGCUGGCCGAUGGGCUUUCAAGACGGGAGACGGAGAAAAUGUGUCAACCGUUGCCAUCAGCCCGUGCGGCAGCUUCGCGCUGGUCGGCUCGGCUGGAGGCAACAUCGACAUGUUCAACCUUCAGUCAGGGCGUCACCGUCAGCGGUUCCCUUCCCGACUCACGCCGGCGCAGCUCAGACAGCUGAAGAUGCAGCAGCUCAGGGCGCUGGACGAGGUCAACAAGCUGCAGUCGCGGGCCAACAACACAUUCGCGCCGGGAACAGGGAGACACACGAAGGCGGUGACCGGCAUCGUUGUAGACUCGCUCAACCGGACUGUCAUCUCGUGCUCGCUCGACGGCAAGAUCAAGUUCUGGGAUUUCGUCACAGGCAACCUGGUCCAUGAGAUUGACUGGGCACCCAUGACCAAGAUCACAGCCUGCCGGUAUCACGCAGCCAAUGACCUCAUCGCCUUUGCGUGCGACGACCACUCCAUCCGGGUUGUCGACGUGGAAACCAAGCGGACCAUCCGUGAGUUCUGGGGCUGCCGCGGCGAUAUCAACGAUUUCUGUUUCUCCAACGACGGCAGGUGGAUCGUUGCCGCCUCGCAGGACGCCGUCAUUCGCGUAUGGGACCUGCCCACGAGCCAUCUCAUCGAUGCCUUCCGGCUGGAGAAGCCGUGCACGGCGCUGGCGUUCUCAGCGACGGGCGAGUAUCUCGCUGGUGCGGUCGAAGGCGAUCUCGGGGUGCAAAUCUGGACCAACAGGACUUUGUUCAAGCACGUGCCCACGAGGCAGAUAUCAGACAAGGAAAUUGGCGAGAUCUCGGCGCCGACAGCCUCGGGCGAGGGCGGCCAGGGCCUGAUCGAGGCGGCCUUUGAGGCGGACGGCGAGAAGCAGGCCCAGGACGACGACGGCGUUACGGCGCCCGUGCUCGACCAGCUCAGCGCCGACAUGAUGACGCUCAGCCUGGUGCCCAAGAGCCGCUGGCAGACGCUGUUGCACAUCGAUCUGAUCAAGGCACGGAACAAACCAAAGGAGGCGCCCAAGGCGCCCGAAAAAGCGCCGUUUUUCCUGCCAUCGGUGGGCGGGUCGAAUUCGCUCGUACCUGCUGCGGAGGAGACUAAGGGGAAGGGCAAGGAGAGCGGACGGGGCUCGCGGUUGACGCAACUUGAUCGCACGCGGAAUCAGCAGGCGCUUACGUCGAAGCUGCUCGUGUGUGGGUCGACAGGGGACUACACGGACUUUCUCGAGCACCUCAAGUCUCUCCCGCCAGCGGCCGCCGACCUGGAGCUGCGCUCGCUGUCCAUCGGCGACGGCGACAACGCCUCCAACGAGCUUCUGCACUUUAUCAAGGCGCUGACGAGCAGGCUCAUUGCUCGACGCGACUACGAGCUGACGCAGGCGUGGAUGACGGUGUUUUUGCGGCUGCACUUUGACCUGGUCAUGGCGAACGAGUCGCUGUUACAGGCGCUAGCCGAAUGGAAGGAGUAUCAGGCAAGGGAGAGGGAGAGGCUGGAUGAUUUGGUUGGGUAUUGCGGGGGCGUUGUUGGGUUUUUGAGGAGUCCACGAACGUGAUGUAAGGUGGUGUUAGUGAAGAUGUUGACAGGGGCAGUAUUUGUUUUUGCAAUCGAAGCGAAGUCUAUUGCAGUCAUAUUUGGUUAUCUACAACGUCGUCAAGAUCUAGGUCUAUGUCAAUAGCCC